UACAUGCUUCCACUGGGAUCUAUCAUUAGGAAACAUAAUGUUAAUUUUCACUCGUAUGCAGAUGACACCCAGUUAUACCUUUCAUUUAAAUCAAAUGAAGUUUCUCCAAUGUGGUCUUUAAUUAGUUGUGUUAGUGAAUUAAAGGAGUGGAUGAAUAAGAACUACUUGUCUUUAAAUACAGAUAAAACAGAGAUGUUAAUUGUUGGAGGGAAUGAUGCUGAUCACAAUAAUAUUUUGUCAUCAUUUAACUCAAUGGGAAUCCCAGUCAAUUUUACUGAAUCAGCCCGCAAUCUAGGAGUUAUCUUUGACUCUAGCAUGUCAUUUAAAGCGCAUAUUACAAAGUUGUCUAAAACAUGUUUCUUCCAUCUUAAAAAUGUUAGGAAAUUAAGGCGCUUUUUAAAUAAACAGGAUUCUGAGAAACUAAUUCAUGCAUUUAUCUCUAGUAGGAUUGACUACUGCAAUGCGGUGUUCACUGGAUGUUCAAACUGUUCUUUAUACAGCCUCCAGUUAAUCCAAAAUGCGGCUGCGAGAAUUAUUACAAGAACAAGAAAAUACGAACACAUAACUCCAGUUCUUAAAUCCUUACACUGGCUCCCGGUUAAGUUCAGGGCAGAUUUCAAAAUCCUUCUUUUAACAUAUAAAUCAUUAAAUGGUCGAGGUCCGGCUUACUUGUCUGAACUUAUCAUGACUUACAAACCAGAGCGCACAUUAAGAUCUCAAGAUGCCGGUCUGCUUAUGAUUCCAAGGAUUAAUAAAAUAACAGUGGGGGGUCGAGCUUUUAGUUACAGGGCCCCUAAACUGUGGAAUGGUCUGCCUGCUACUAUAAGAGAUGCCCCUUCGGUCUCAGCUUUUAAAUCCCGGCUGAAGACUCACUACUUCAGUUUAACAUAUCCUGACUAGAGCUGCUGAUUAACUGUACAGACUGCAUCUCUGUUGUUAGUCAUUAGCACUUAAACAUAAGUAACAUGACAGUUAUAAUUGUAUACUAACCCUCACUUAUUCUGUUUUUCUUCUCGGUACUCAAAUGUGGCACUUGGUGCCACGGCCCACCCGCCAAGUUGUUUUGCCUGCCUAAGGAAAAGUCAUCUCUGAUGGAGGAUCGCAGGAAUCGUGGGAGAGAGGGGUCCUUUCAUCGGAUUGGCUGGCCCAGCACUGUUUCAGCUGUGGAAUGGCCAAAUGGGGGAGGCAGCUUGAAGGAUGAGGUCUCCAGGACUCUAUACA
Erpetoichthys calabaricus (reedfish) is the source of this 1221-nucleotide messenger RNA. RefSeq lists its product as uncharacterized. The annotation marks the transcript as partial. NCBI's taxonomy places the organism in Eukaryota, Metazoa, Chordata, Cladistia, Polypteriformes, Polypteridae. The record is from RefSeq and is a predicted model, not a curated record. The transcript has a single exon.